AGUAGCUACACGUGCCCCGCUGACAUUACAGUCAGCAUCAAGUGGUUUUCACAUUUCGAAUCGGGAUUUGUUUAGUAUCCUACGGGAUUCUGAUCUGACAAGUGAGAGGAGUAUCGAUAGAUUCCGUGCAGAGGGUUCGGAUUGCCGCCAAAUUCUGACCGAAAAAUGUUCAUAUAUGCAGUAAUACUUUUGACGAUCUUACCAUGGACGAAGCAGGCUUCAAAUAUAAUCGAGGACGACUUCAGGUAUUACAAUGUGGGUGUAUUAAUGGCCUCGAACCUAAAUUACCCGUUUGAUUUGGAGAGGUGCGGUCCAGCGGUGGAUAUGGCCCUGGAAGAGAUCAACGAAAAAUUCUUGUCUCAGCAUAAAAUCAAACUAUUGAAAGUGCAAAAGAGUUACACCUCGUGUAGUGGUGUUCUGGCGCCAGGAUUAGCUGCCGAUAUGCACUUCAUAUCAGAUGUGAUCGCUUUUAUCGGUCCGGCUUGUCUGUUUGCGUUGGAACCGGUGGCCAGACUGGCAGCUUAUUGGAAUACACCCAUUAUUACUGGCAUGGGAGACCAGCCUCCGAGCGAAGCUGAACUCUUAGUAACUUCCAGGAUUCUCGGUCGAUAUAAUCCAAGCAAUAAAAGUGAAAGUGCGGGCAUUUUAAAGGACAAAAGCAAAUAUCCCACACUAACGAGGAUGUCUUAUUGCCAAUGCAGAUUGAAAAAAGUGUUCGCCAGCAUUUUAAAACAGUUCCGUUGGAAACACAUCGCGCUUAUUCUGGAUAGAUCGGACUUGUUUUCUCUUACUGUAGGAAAAAAUUUGGAACACGGAUUGAAAAAAGAAGGUUUACUGUCGUUUGUGCGAGAAUUGGACGGGAACGAGAACGAUUCUAUCGAUAAUUAUUUAAGAGAUGCUAGUAUGUAUGCCAGAGUUGUUAUUUUGAGCGUGAGAGGCACCCUUGUGAGAAAAUUCAUGCUUGCUGCCCACAAGUUGGGAAUGACGAAAGGCGAUUGGAUUUUCUUAGAUGUUGAAAUUUUCCAGGGAUCUUACUGGGGAGACCACGAUUGGAAAGCAGGUGACAUCGACGAUUAUAAAGCAAGAAAAGCCUACGAAGCUCUGCUGAGAGUGUCAUUGUUACAACCAACCAGCGAUAAAUUUCAAGAAUUCGCCGAUAAAGUUAAGGAACGAUCUUUACGAGAUUACAAUUUUACCAUAAGUGAAGGAGAAGAGGUGAACUUUGUCAUUGGUGCAUUUUACGAUGGCGUCUACCUUUUAGGGAUGGCCUUAAACGAAACGUUAUGGGAGGGCGGUGACAUUAGGGAUGGUAAUGACAUAACUGACAGGAUGUGGAAUCGCACCUUCUUAGGAAUCACUGGACACGUUCGCAUAGACGACAAUGGGGACAGAGAUGCCGAUUACUCAAUUCUGGAUUUAGAUCCUAUAACAGGAAAAUUUGAGGUGGUCGGUCAAUAUAAUGGUCUCCAUAAGAGGUACGCGCCUGUACGUGGGAAAAGAAUUCAUUGGCCAGGGGGUAGGGAAGGUCCUCCCCCGGAUAUUCCCAAGUGUGGCUAUCUGGAUGAUAAUCCAGAGUGUCGCGAUAAAGAGGCCUAUAUGGUGGUAAUAUAUGGAGCUUUUGCUCUGGGAGUAUUCCUAGCAUUAACAUCUACUUUAAUUUGUGUUACUUAUAAGCAUAUGAAAAUAUCCGCUGAUUUAAAUAAUAUGUCGUGGAGAAUUCGUCCCGAGGAUGUCAUAUUGGAGCCUGGAAGGACGUUCGGCUCUAAGCUGGCUUUACAAAAGUUGUCAGAGACUUAUGGAUUGACAAGCUGCAGAGGCUCGAUCACAUCAAAUUCCUCGCUACCAUCCGCAAAAAUCUACACGACUGUGGGAAUCUAUAAAGGAACUAGGGUGGCCAUUAAGAGAAUUACAAAAAAGAAAAUUGAUAUUACCAAAAAACUCUUAUGGGAAAUAAAACAAGUGAGAGAUGUGACUCAUGAAAAUACGGUGCGAUUUCUGGGAGCUUGUAUCGAGUGUCCCACCAUUUUGAUUUUAACAGAAUAUUGCUCCAGAGGGAGCUUAAGAGACGUUUUGGAAAAUGAAGAUAUCCAUUUGGAUUGGAAUUUUAGGAUGUCACUCAUUUACGAUAUUGUAAAGGGUAUGAAUUACUUGCAUGGUUGCGACAUAUCAUUUCACGGAAAACUUCGUUCCUGUAAUUGUUUGAUCGACGGCAGAUUUGUAUUGAAAAUUUCCGAUUUUGGACUGACCUCCUUAAGUACUCCCGCCGACCUUAUCAAGGAUGCCAAUUAUUAUAAUAAAAUGUUAUGGGUAGCCCCGGAGCUUUUGCCUUUAACGUUAAUACCUGGAAAUCCGGCUACGCAAAAGGGAGACGUGUACAGUUUCGCGAUUAUCCUGGAAGAAAUUAUUGUUAGGGGAGGACCGUACGAUGCGGCCAGGAGAUAUUUGGAAGUCGAAGAAAUCAUAACAAGAGUGGCCAGCAGAGAAAACCCACCGUUUAGACCGGCGGUGAGCCAAGGAGAUUGUCCGGAGGAACUUUUGGAACUUAUGGAACGAUGUUGGAAUGAUAAUCCCGAAGACAGGCCGACCUUCGAUUCGAUUAGGCUUAAUUUAAAAAAUAUCAUGAGGGGCUACUGUGAAAACCUGAUGGACGAUUUGCUAAGGAGAAUGGAACAAUACGCCAACAAUUUGGAAGUUUUGGUCAGCGAAAAGACCGAAGAGCUCAGUCAAGAAAAAAGGCGCUCCGAAGAACUUCUUUAUCAGGUAUUACCUAGACCGGUGGCCCAACAGCUGAUGUUGGGUGAAAUGGUCCAACCAGAACAGUUUGAAUGUGUCACCAUUUAUUUUAGUGAUAUUGUAGGGUUUACGGGGCUUUGCGCUAACAGUACUCCAAUGCAGGUAGUAGACUUUUUAAAUGAUCUUUACAGUACUUUUGAUAGGAUCAUUGGAUUUUAUGAUGUUUAUAAGGUUGAAACUAUAGGAGAUGCGUAUAUGGUGGUAUCAGGGUUACCGGAGAGAAACGGUGAUAAUCAUGCAAGAGAAAUAGGGUUGAUGGCUCUGGCAGUUUUGGAUGCUGUGAAGAGUUUUACUAUUGCGCAUCAGCCCGACAGGGUUUUGCAACUCAGAAUAGGUAUUCAUUCCGGCCCUGUAUGCGCGGGCGUAGUAGGCCAAAAAAUGCCGCACUACUGCCUAUUCGGCGACGCCGUUAAUACCGCCAGCAGGAUGGAGAGCACCGGUCAACCCUUAAAGAGUCACGUAAGCGAAGCGGCGAAACAAAUCCUGGACAAAUUCGGUACUUUUAACUUGGAACUGCGCGGUGAAGUGGAAUUAAAAGGAAAAGGUUUUGUGACCACUUAUUGGCUGUUGGGUUGCUCCGAUGCUGACCCCAGGCCUCCCAGCACCCCCAGGGUGCCCAGCACCAUGGAAUUAGAUGCCAGCAGUAAUCCGUAUCCUUUAGUUUUUAUGGGUUAAAAUAUAUUUAGUGUUAUCAUAUAGUAAAUAUUUGUGCAGUGGAAGAAUAGCAUAAUUUUUUCAGUUUUUUUUUAAUUAUCUGUGAUGAACGUGCAUAUGAAGAUGUUAACAUUGCUUAUCGGCAUAUUUGUUUAACUUAAUAAAUGUGUAUUUAUGUUUAUUUAGUCUUGUGUAAGAAAAAUUAUUAAAAAAAAGACAAUA
Messenger RNA from Anthonomus grandis grandis, 3669 nucleotides. RefSeq names its product atrial natriuretic peptide receptor 1. Gene Ontology annotation, molecular function: ATP binding; protein kinase activity; guanylate cyclase activity. Gene Ontology annotation, biological process: receptor guanylyl cyclase signaling pathway; intracellular signal transduction; cGMP biosynthetic process. NCBI's taxonomy places the organism in Eukaryota, Metazoa, Arthropoda, Insecta, Coleoptera, Curculionidae. The record is from RefSeq and is a predicted model, not a curated record. The transcript has 23 exons. The coding region runs from base 166 to 3468 and encodes 1100 amino acids. Gene Ontology annotation, cellular component: membrane.